UCGUGUUGUAAUAAGCGAUUAAUCCAAAUCGUGGUGGACAAUCAAAAAUGGACUCGUCAUCAUCGUCGUUAAUCCCCGGCUUAACGGACGACGCGGCGGAGCUCUGCCUCUCGCGAACCCCGCGCUCAAACUUUCGGAUCACGUCCCAGGUCUGCCGGCGAUGGAGGACAUUCCUCAGGAGCGAGCAUUUCGCAUCCGUCCGAGAGUUGACCGGAACCGUGGAGGAGUUCAUGUGCGUUCUGAUGGAAAGCGAGUGCGGAAGAGACGUCUACUGGGAAGUUUUCGACGCCUCCGGUAACAAACUCGGACAGAUCCCUCCCGUCCCUGGGCCUAUGAAGCGCGGUUUCGGCGUCGCGGUGCUCGGCGGCGGGAAGAUCGUGUUCAUCGGUGGGUAUACGGAGGUCGAAGGAUCUUCUUCGAUCAAUAGCACAAUCGUCUCUGCUUCUGCCGAUGUUUACGAGUUCGAUCCUGCGUCUAACAGCUGGAGAAAACUGGCGGGAAUGAACAUACCACGUUACAACUUUGCGUUUGCUGUGGUGAACGGCCUUUUGUAUGUGAUCAGAGGCUAUUCGACAGAUGCUUACAGCCUUUCUAACUCGGAAGUAUACAACCCGGAAACUAACCGAUGGAGCCUCAUGGAUUGUCCUAACCGCCCGGUUUGGCGUGGCUUCGCAUUCUCCUUCAAGUCCAAACUCUUUGCUGUAGGCAAUGGAUCGAGGUUCAUCGACAUAUAUGACCCUAAAACGGAGACAUGGCAAGAGUUAGACUCCGAGCAAUCAAUCUCUGUGUAUUCAUACACUGUUGUGAGGAACAAAGUGUAUUUCAUGGACAGGAACAUGCCGGGGCGUCUGGGAGUGUUUGAUCCAGAGGAGAAUUGUUGGAGCUCGGUGGGUGUGCCUCCGAGAGCGGGUGGUUUCUGGUUCAGGCUAGGGGAAUGGAACAAUAAGGUUCUGCUGUUUUCGCGAGUUUGUGGACAUGAGACCUUAAUGUAUGACCUUGAUAAAGAGAAUGGGUCCAAGUGGAGAGUCUGUGAUCAGAUUAAACCAUCUGCUUCUCACUUGACCAGCGUUCUCAUCAACUUCUGACUUCAUUCUUUUGCAAAGUGUGUGAAACGUUUUGUGCUGUGAGCUUUGUGUGUUUGGCCCAAAAUGCAACCAAUUCUUCAACUUUGUGUGCAAGUG
Molecule: messenger RNA, 1181 nt
Organism: Brassica oleracea var. oleracea
Lineage: Eukaryota; Viridiplantae; Streptophyta; Magnoliopsida; Brassicales; Brassicaceae
Product: putative F-box/kelch-repeat protein At1g27420
Exons: 3
Coding region: 48-1085 (345 amino acids)
Molecular function (GO): protein binding
Source: RefSeq, a predicted model, not a curated record